GUUCCAGAUUUCGCUGAUGGAAAAUGACGUUCGCUUGCUGCAACAGUUAUUAGCACUGGGAGAUUCCAUUCAGGAAUUGAAAUCCAGAAGCCAAACUCAUCACUGUAGUCGAUCAUCUUUGAAUUGCUUGGAACAGGAAAAUGAUGACGAUGAGAAAUGGUGGUAUAGUGAGAGGAUGGAAACAACAUUUGGUAAUUCAACAACAGCAGUUACUAAUUUGUACGUGGAUGAUGAACCAAAGGAAAAUCAAAACAAGCAGUACUUUUCUCGUAAAAAUUCUGUCCUUCGCAUACCGAUUCCGCCAAAAAGUACCAAUCGAAUGUCGACAAAUGAAAAAUUGCAUCGUCGAUUAUCACGAUUAUCACAACGGUGCGAUCAGUUACAUCAGCAGCAGCAGCAGCAGCAGCAGCAUAAAGUGAUGGAAAAUUCAUCGCAAAACGAAGAUAAUGCCAUAUCAAGAAGAAAUUUCUUACCGAUCGUGGCUGUAACUUGUUCUUCGUCGUGCCUAGCUAAACCAUUUUCACUACGUGAUGUACCGACAACAGUGGCUAUGAAGCAAACAUUUGAUAUCAGAAAUACCCGCAUAUCCAACGGUAGUAUUGAUAGCGGUAUUCGGGAUGGUAGCUGUAGCAGUUCCUCUGCUGGUAGUUUAAGUCCAUUCUUAAAAGAUGAAAAAUCCUAA
Molecule: messenger RNA, 682 nt
Organism: Loa loa (African eye worm)
Lineage: Eukaryota; Metazoa; Nematoda; Chromadorea; Rhabditida; Onchocercidae
Exons: 3
Coding region: 17-682 (221 amino acids)
Source: RefSeq, a predicted model, not a curated record